Cynocephalus volans (Philippine flying lemur) is the source of this 1232-nucleotide messenger RNA. It is a transcript of the gene TCF15, whose product is annotated as transcription factor 15. Gene Ontology annotation, biological process: regulation of transcription by RNA polymerase II; developmental process. Bases 55 to 654 code for a protein of 199 amino acids. NCBI's taxonomy places the organism in Eukaryota, Metazoa, Chordata, Mammalia, Dermoptera, Cynocephalidae. The record is from RefSeq and is a predicted model, not a curated record. The transcript is spliced from 2 exons. Gene Ontology annotation, molecular function: protein dimerization activity; DNA-binding transcription factor activity, RNA polymerase II-specific; RNA polymerase II transcription regulatory region sequence-specific DNA binding.
CGGGGCGCGGCCGACGCGGGGACGCGGCGCAGGGAGGGACGCGGCCGGGCGCCCAUGGCGUUCGCGCUGCUGCGCCCCGUCGGAGCGCACGUGCUGUACCCGGACGUGCGGCUGCUGAGCGAGGACGAGGAGAACCGCAGCGAGAGCGACGCGUCGGACCAGUCGUUCGGCUGCUGCGAGGGCCUGGAGGCGGCGCGGCGCGGCCCGGGCCCCGGGGGCGGGCGGCGGGCGGGCGGCGGCGGCGGCGCGGGCCCCGUGGUGGUGGUGCGACAGCGGCAGGCGGCCAACGCGCGGGAGCGGGACCGCACGCAGAGCGUGAACACGGCCUUCACGGCGCUGCGCACGCUCAUCCCCACCGAGCCGGUGGACCGCAAGCUGUCCAAGAUCGAGACGCUGCGCCUGGCGUCCAGCUACAUCGCGCACCUGGCCAACGUGCUGCUGCUGGGCGACGCGGCCGACGACGGCCAGCCGUGCUUCCGUGCGGCCGGCAGUGCCAAGAGCACCGUCGCCGCCGCCGCCGACGGCGGCCGCCAGCCGCGCUCCAUCUGCACCUUCUGCCUCAGCAACCAGCGCAAGGGGGGUGGCCGCCGUGAACUGGGAGGCAGCUGCUUGAAGAUGAGGGGAGUGGCCCCACUUCGAGGGCCACGGAGAUGAGCCUGGUUCCCUGUGGUAUUUGCUCCAAGCAGGAUCCCGAAGAAGGAAGCCAGGAGCCAGCCACUGGCUGGACAGGGGAGAAGACCCCAGGAGCCUAACCCACCCCUUCUUGGUGUAGGGACCAGGGGACAAUGGCCUGGGCCCAGGACCCUCUGGGCAGAGCCCCUGGGACAUCUCCACCCCACCCUGGAGAGCUGUGAGGACCCAUUCAGCCUGCCCAGCCCUGGCUAGUCAGAGACAAGGCAGAACUUUUGGAAAAACAAAGAUAGUUGGUGAGAGAGGGUGUGUGCAUGUCUGUAAAUGAGUGUGGGUGUGUGUGUGAGAGAGAACUGGUGGGUUUAAAAUAAAAGUUAUUUUUAAAUAAAAAAUGUCCCCAGCUAAGGAAGGGAAGGGUCUGUGGACAUCGGAGGUCAGAGGUGGCCCCUCCCUGGAACUAGAAAGAGGCGCAGGUGUCACAGGUGCUGCCCUGAGCCCUGAAACAGGUGGGGCUGGGAAGGCAGGCACAGCCCCCUCCCCAGAAGUAGAGAUCACCAAACUUUCCUCACAGUCUUCCAUUUGCCACAUGUUCUUGAACAACU